AUGGAUUUAAUUGGAAAAAUCAGACCAAUCUCAAGAAAGAAAAACUGCUUCAUAAUCGUUGCAACAGACUACUUUACAAAGUGGGUUGAAGCAAAACCUUAUAAGGAAGUGAGAGAGUUUGAUGUUAUUCAAUUUAUAAAAGAAAUGAUAGUCCACAGGUUUGGAAUUCCUCAAUCUAUAACAGUGGACAAUGGAACCAUCUUUAAUGGAACCAGGGCAAAUGGUCAGGCAGAGGCCACUAAUAAGAUUAUCAAGAAUAAUUUGAGGAAAAUAGUGGCUGGAAAUCCUACAAGUUGGGACGAUUUGUUGUCUGAAAUUACAGUGAGAUCAAUGAGGAUUACAAGGCAAAAUGAAUUGACUCAUUUGGAUUAUCAAGAUGCAAUGUUUGCAGAACUUGAUGAAAUAGAUGAGGCUCGUAUGGCAGCUUUAAAUUCUAUUGUUGUACAAAAACAAAAAAUAUCUGAGAUAUAUAACAAGAGAAUUAAGGCAAAGUCAUUUGCCAUUGGGGAUUUAGUUUGGAAAGUUAUUUUGCCUAUAGGAGUUAAAGAUCCAUAUUUGGGUAAAUGGUCUGCUAAUUGGGAUGGACCUUUCUUAAUCAGCGAGGUCUUUGAUAAAAACGCUUACAAGUUGAUGGAUAUUAGUGGCAAUGAACAUGCAAGAUCCAUUAACGGAUGGAGUUUCCUAGCUUCAUUUCUCAACCAGCCAAUUGGUCUUCUUAGGAUCAAUGAUGAACUUGAAGAUGUCUUCAUUUUGUACGCACCAACUCUCGGCAUCAUGCGGAAUUACAGUCACGACGUUGUUCAAGCUUCGAUCGAGUCGAAUAAUUUCAAAAUCAUGGACAAUCUUCGCCGGCAUCCACCUGAGUUUUGA
Molecule: messenger RNA, 870 nt
Organism: Quercus robur (English oak)
Lineage: Eukaryota; Viridiplantae; Streptophyta; Magnoliopsida; Fagales; Fagaceae
Exons: 4
Coding region: 1-870 (289 amino acids)
Biological process (GO): DNA integration
Molecular function (GO): nucleic acid binding
Source: RefSeq, a predicted model, not a curated record